AUAGUAAAGUUUCCUUGUGAACAUAUGACAAAGGGUAUGGUACCACUUUAAUCCAGAAUCUAGUUAAGCUAACAUGCACUCUAUUCGUUCAUUAUAAACCCAAAAAGACCUUCUCUGUCUUCUUGGGGUGGAGCCUUUAAGAAAAGAGUCUGGCCCCUUUUUGAAAAGAGACCAUUUGUUUCCUACUAAGAAAAGAGUCUGGCCCCCUUGGAAGCUUUUGAACAACUCUUCAUGCCUCUUUCCCUCUCUUCUCCUUCAGCCCCUCUGUUAGGCAACUGUGGCGUUCACGAAUGGCUUCUCCAUCAAAGCGUUCUUUUUCCUCUACAACCAAAACAAAGCCUGCCAUGAUAGGAACAAAAUUAGAAUGAUUUCUAGACAAAAACCUCAACUAUUCCUUUCUUUAACUUUUACUUUCCUACCUGGGACACCUUUGCUUCAGAAUAGAGCUUCAGGUUUCUUGUGAAGGGCCGAUUCCUUGCAGCUUUUCAAAGCAGUAAACCUAGCAGAAAAGGGACCAUGAAGCUUGUGGUGGACGUGCUGGACACUAAUGAUCUUAUGCCCAAAGAUGGUGAAGGAUCCUCCAGUCCAUUUGUAGAAGUUGACUUUGAGAACCAAAGAACCAGAAAACAUACAGUCAGUAGAAAUCUCAACCCUGUCUGGAACCAGAAACUCCUCUUCAAUUUGGACGACCCCAACACGCUCCAUCAUCAAAACAUUGAGGUCUCUGUCUAUAACAAGAGGAAAUCAUUCCCUGCUAGCAACUUCCUUGGAAAGGUAUGGAUUCUUGGCUCAAAUAUAGUCAGAAAAGGAGAUGAAAUUUUGGAACACUUCCAUUUAGAAAUCAAGUUUUUCUCAUCCAUCAAAGGUGAUAUUGGCCUGAAAAUUUCUAUUUCACUCGAAUCUGAACCCAACUCUCCCCCACCGAACAAUCCUCCACCAUCACUGCCUGUUUCUGAUAAUACUACAAACAUUGUUACAGGAUAUUUGGCUGUUUCUGGAACUGCAGCCACUACUAGUAGCAGUAACUUUGCAACUUCGGCUACUACCAAAGCUGCUGUUCUAACCACAGUUUCUGAAAUCAAUAGCUCUGCCCCAGCUGCAGUUACUAAAACCACUGGCACAGCAGCUACUGCUACAAAAGAGCCAGAGGAGGAGAUAAAGGAGCCCAUAGAAGUUACAGUUGAGACAACUCAAUACAUACACAAGCAGCAAGUUUCUCCACAACCCGGAAUAUCGGUUGAGAGACCACCCGUAGGAGUGCCACUAACCAUGCAGCAGAUCAACCCAAAAACCCAUCCUAACAACCAAGAAGACUAUGAAUUGAAGGACACCAAUCCCCACCUAGGAGAGCAAUGGCCAAAUGGAGGAGUACUUGCCAGUGGAGGAUGGAUGAUGGGAGACAAAUUCACCAGCACAUAUGACCUAGUAGAACAGAUGUUCUAUCUGUAUGUUCGAGUCGUCAAAGCCAAAGAUCUACCCCCCACUGCCAUCACUGGAAGCUGUGACCCAUAUGCAGAGGUGAAACUUGGGAAUUACAAGGGGAAAACAAAGCAUUUUGAGAAGAAGACCAACCCUGAGUGGAACCAGGUCUUUGCAUUCUCCAAAGACCGAAUCCAGUCAUCAGUGCUGGAGGUUUUUGUCAAGGACAAAGAGAUGGUGGGCAGAGACGAGUAUCUCGGCAAGGUGAUAUUUGACCUGAAUGAGGUGCCAACUAGGGUGCCACCAGAUAGUCCCUUGGCACCUCAGUGGUACAGAUUGGAGGAACGGCGUGGAGAGGGCAAGGUCAGAGGUGAGAUCAUGCUAGCAGUUUGGAUGGGAACGCAAGCUGAUGAAGCCUUCUCAGAGGCCUGGCACUCAGAUGCUGCUUCUGUUCACGGAGAGGGUGUUUUCAACACCCGAUCUAAGGUCUAUGUCUCACCUAAACUAUGGUACUUAAGGGUGAAUGUGAUUGAAGCCCAAGACAUACAACCAUAUGACAAAAACCGCCUCCCCGAAGUUUCUGUGAAGGUUCAGAUAGGCAACCAGGUGCUCAAAACCAAGAUAUGCCCAACACGUACCGCCAAUCCCAUGUGGAAUGAAGAUCUAGUUUUUGUAGCAGCUGAGCCCUUUGAAGAACAGCUGGUUCUUACAGUUGAGGAUCGAGUGCACCCGUCCAAAGAUGAUGUGCUAGGGAAGAUUAGUCUGCCGUUCAGCAUAUUUGAGAAGCGCCUGGACCACCGGCCUGUGCAUUCUCGUUGGUUCAACCUUGAGAAAUUUGGGUUUGGAAUAUUGGAAGGAGACAGAAGGAAGGAACUCAAAUUUUCAAGCAGAGUGCACUUAAGAGUGUGCCUUGAGGGUGGUUACCAUGUGCUUGAUGAAUCAACUAUGUACAUAAGCGACCAACGCCCUACUGCAAGGCAGCUUUGGAAGCAACCGGUCGGCAUAUUGGAGGUAGGCGUCUUAAGUGCACAAAACCUCCUCCCGAUGAAGACGAAGGAUGGUCGAGGCUCCACAGAUGCAUACUGCGUAGCAAAAUAUGGACAGAAGUGGGUAAGAACCAGAACAAUAAUUGACAGCUUUAACCCCAAAUGGAAUGAGCAAUAUACAUGGGAAGUGUAUGACCCCUGUACGGUAAUCACACUUGGGAUUUUCCAUAACUGUCAUGUAGGUAGCAAUGAGAAAGCAGCUGGUGGAGGCCCUGCAAGAGACUCAAGGAUUGGGAAGGUAAGAAUUCGACUAUCAACCCUUGAAGCAGAUCGGAUUUAUACACACUCUUACCCACUACUAGUUCUACAUCCAUCUGGGGUAAAGAAGAUGGGGGAGCUCCAGUUAGCAGUUCGUUUCACUUGCCUAUCUGUGGCUAACAUGAUAUACAUCUAUGCUCAUCCUCUAUUGCCAAAGAUGCAUUACCUGCAUCCUUUCACGGUGAACCAGUUAGACAGUCUUAGAUACCAGGCAAUGAACAUUGUAGCCAUGAGGCUUGGACGGGCUGAGCCACCACUCAGGAAAGAGGUUGUUGAGUACAUGCUGGAUGUGGAUUCACACAUGUGGAGUAUGAGAAGAAGCAAAGCUAACUUCUUUAGGGUCAUGUCACUACUUUCAGGUAUUAUCUCUAUCAGUAGAUGGUUAGAUGAUGUUUGCCAUUGGAAGAACGCAAUCACAACAGUACUGGUUCAUGUUCUGUUCUUGAUACUGAUCUGGUAUCCGGAACUGAUACUUCCAACGAUCUUCCUCUAUAUGUUCCUCAUCGGAAUAUGGAACUACAGGUUCCGCCCAAGGCACCCACCACACAUGGAUACUAAACUUUCAUGGGCAGAAGCGGUUCAUCCAGAUGAGCUAGAUGAGGAAUUCGACACCUUCCCAACAUCUAAACCCCAUGACAUAGUCCAGAUGAGGUAUGACCGGCUUAGAAGUGUAGCCGGAAGGAUACAGACUGUAGUUGGGGACAUGGCAACACAGGGGGAAAGAUUUCAGUCUUUGCUCAGCUGGAGAGACCCAAGAGCAACCAGCCUCUUUAUAAUCUUUUGUCUGUUGGCUGCUGUGGUGCUGUACAUUACACCAUUCAGAGUAGUGGGGCUUGUCACAGGCCUACACAUGCUCCGCCACCCUAGAUUCCGGAGCAAACUACCCUUAGUACCUAGCAAUUUCUUCAAGAGAUUGCCAGCUCGUGUGGACAGCAUGAUCUGAGAG
Molecule: messenger RNA, 3669 nt
Organism: Telopea speciosissima
Lineage: Eukaryota; Viridiplantae; Streptophyta; Magnoliopsida; Proteales; Proteaceae
Product: FT-interacting protein 1-like
Source: RefSeq, a predicted model, not a curated record